Molecule: messenger RNA, 1604 nt
Organism: Danio rerio (zebrafish)
Lineage: Eukaryota; Metazoa; Chordata; Actinopteri; Cypriniformes; Danionidae
Source: RefSeq, a predicted model, not a curated record
CUGGGAGGGACUUUUAUCUGCUCUUGUUUAGUUCUCAAUGGAUGCCAACAUCAGCCACGACACGAGAUCCGAUCACAUACUGUAAAUAUAUAUAGAAAUAAAAUCAGAUGCGAGACGAAGCGCGUUUUCUUAGCGUCGGAUAUAACGUUAAAAGCGCGCGCUCGCCAGAAGUAAUGUCGUGUGUUUAAUAAUGUGUUGGUCUGACUGGACUGAAAUGACCAUAAAGACGAAGUGAUUGUGUUUUGGGUGAAUCCAGAUGUGAUGUAUGGCCUGACAGAGAGACAGACAGGCGGAGGGCAUCGUCUCUGUUUAUAAACACACGGAUCUUCAUAUAGGAAUCAGAUAUAUGGGGGAUUAAUGCACCCUUUCCAGUGGUGCAACGGGUGCUUCUGCGGUUUGGGACUAAUCUACUCCAAUAAGACCUGCACUAUGCCCUCCGUCACCUUCCAGGACCUUCCUCUCAACAUCUACAUGGUCAUCUUCGGCACAGGCAUCUUCGUCUUCGUCCUCAGCCUCAUCUUCUGCUGCUACUUCAUAAGUAAAUUGAGACAUCAGGCUCAAAGUGAACGCUUUGGAUACCGAGAGGUGGUUUUAAAAGGGGAUCCAAAGAAGCUGAAUCUACAUGGGACGUGUGCAGUGUGUCUGGAGGACUUUAAGGUGAAAGAUGAGCUGGGAGUGUUGCCAUGCCAACAUGCCUUUCACAGGAGGUGUGUGGUGAAGUGGCUGGAGGUGCGCUGUGUGUGUCCAAUGUGUAACAAACCUCUGUCUGGAUCCUCCGAGCAGCACCAGAGCCUCGGGACUCUGCUGGAUGAGCUGGUGUAGAGCGCAGACUAGCAUUAGCAUCAAAAAAAACAAAAAAACUCACAAACGCCUCUGACCUGACUGUGAUUUCACCCGAAUCUGAGACUGAUGAACGCCAGGGCCACGUCUUAUUCAUGACGAACCAACUGAGGAAGCAUUUAGGAUGAGGUUUUGUGUCUUUUCAGACUGUAAUUAAGCACUGAAUGCUAACAGAGCUGUCUGUUUGUAUGCUAACUCAGAAGGCUAACUCACCACAGGUUCCCUCAGGAAUACAUACAGGGUUUUUUGGAUAAGUGGUUUUCGAUUUUAUCGGUUAAAUAAGGUCUGUGUUUAACAAUUUUUCAAGUUUUGAAGAACUCAAAAACAACACUUGGGUGCUAACCUUAACCCUAACUGCUUAAGUUAUACGUUGCUAGCAAGUUCUCACGUUUAAAGUAGGCUACAUAUGUAAAGUGGAUACUAAAGUUGUUUUGGGACCAUACUAUAGUAAAGUGUAUGAUACUGUAUGUAUUAUAUUGUUUACAACCCUUCUACAAUAGUGAACUGAUAAACGGUAAUAAAUACUGUAGUUCACUUUCGUUUUUUACUAUAGUUAACUGUGGUUUGUCGUAGUAUAAUGUACAAUAGAGUUGUUAAAAAGCUGCAGUGUUGAGUUAUUUGUUUAUGUUGUUAUGGUAUGGAGCCAGAUCAGUCUCAAAAAUAAUACGUUUGCAAAAGAAAAACUCAUACAUGCACCGCACAAUUCACAUUUACAGAAUUCAAUUCGUAAAUUCAAAACACAAUUUGUGAAUUCACGGUUUGAA